AUGCUGGCCCGUUCUCUUAUGCUGCUGGGCGGCGCUGCCGUCUUGCCGGCCAGUUCGAUGUUGAUCCCCCCGGAGAUGGAGCAUCAAAUGGAGCCAGUUCAAGACGGAUUUAUGAACGUUCAUCCCGUGAUUCUGGCUGAUGCUCAUCAUGCGAUGGUCAGCGUCCCGUGCCAGGACUGUCCUUUCCGCGAAGUUGACCACGAAGGUGUCGCCACCUGGGUCGAGGGCAAAUCCCCCUCACUGCCAUCUCACCCGCUCAUCGGACGGGAACGACCACCUUUGAACAAAUCUGUGCUGACACAUGACUCUGGCCAGAUGCUGGAUUUCUCCAUCGAGGAUAAUCUGUUGUUGGCCAACGGACGACAGAUUUUCCCUCCAGUCGAUCCUGGUCCUCUUCGCGCUAUCCAGCAACUUCAAGAUGGGCAGAUUUCCGAGCCUAUGGCCUUGGGAUACGCCUUGGAAAUGAUGCCACUGGAGACAAGUGAUAAGGACGCCGGAUCGGAAAUCUACGACGUGCGAUUGACCAUUCUUGACCUCGAGAGACAUCCUGUCCCAGUGGACACGGUCGCCGUUACGCUCUUGCAGGCCCCCGACGGCGAACUCUUCAUCGCCAAAACCAAGAUCGAACCAACCGCCCCACCUUCAUCUGAUCUCUCGUGGAAGAAGUGCGAUGGCAAGGUCGCUUGUCUGCGGGAGCUCGCAAUUGCCCGGGUACGAGGCCUUCUCGCGGCUGCGAAGGGGCGUGUUGCAGCCGCUGCUGGGAAGACUGGCCGAAAGGGCUGCCACGGAAAGCACAACCCAGCUAAGGGCAUGGGUGCGUUUUCCGAAUUCGAAAAGGAACACCAUUGGGGUGGUCAUCGUCACCAUCACCACCACCAUCGCCCCCAUGGUGCGUUCGUCCGGACUUUCCGAAGAAUCAUUCACUUCAUCAUCGUUCCAGCUCUCGUCGGAAUCUUGGCUGGUGUGGCGGCAAGCUCAAUCGGCAUGCUUAUCGGUCAAGCCGUCGUCUUCAUGUGGCGACGAUACAGGGUUGGUCAGCCCCAGGAGCACAAGGCUUCUUGGGAGCAGGGCGAAUCCUGUGAAAAGCAAAGUCUUAUUGAGGACUCUGUAGAGGUUUCUGAGCAGGAUGAUCUUCCGCAGUACACCGAGUCCGUAACUCCCCGUGGCUCCAUGGACAAGAACUAA
This is a messenger RNA of Penicillium diatomitis, 1185 nucleotides long. RefSeq lists its product as uncharacterized. The transcript has 2 exons. The coding region runs from base 1 to 1185 and encodes 394 amino acids. The record is from RefSeq and is a predicted model, not a curated record. NCBI's taxonomy places the organism in Eukaryota, Fungi, Ascomycota, Eurotiomycetes, Eurotiales, Aspergillaceae.